Racocetra fulgida is the source of this 123-nucleotide messenger RNA. NCBI's taxonomy places the organism in Eukaryota, Fungi, Glomeromycota, Glomeromycetes, Diversisporales, Gigasporaceae. The record is from the annotation of a GenBank genome assembly.
GUGAAAUCACCAGAACAAGGAAAAUUACGUAUAGAGACAGCAAAAGCUAGAAAUGACAGCUUACAGGAAAAGAAAGACCCAAUGGAAGAAAAAUCCGGGACUAUCAGCGAAUAUGAUUUCUGA